UUAAUGGUCGCUCUUCAUCAGGCUGUGGAUGCUCUUGGUAGCUCUGUGUAACGGUUACAGCCAUUUGGGUAUCACGCUUUGUAUUUUCUGAGGAGAGAGGGGAGCCACUGACCGCCAACAUGUCGAGCAAAAGGGCCAAGGGAAAGAACACCAAGAAGCGUCCUCAGCGGGCCACGUCCAACGUGUUCGCCAUGUUUGACCAGUCUCAAAUCCAGGAGUUCAAGGAGGCCUUCAACAUGAUCGACCAAAACAGGGACGGUUUUAUUGACAAAGAGGACCUUCAUGACAUGCUGGCCUCGUUAGGUAAGAAUCCCACAGAUGACUACCUGGAGACGAUGAUGAAUGAAGCGCCGGGCCCGAUCAACUUCACCAUGUUUCUGACCAUGUUCGGAGAGAAGCUGAACGGCACAGAUCCUGAGGACGUGAUCCGCAACGCUUUUGCCUGCUUUGACGAGGAGGGCACAGGUAUAAUCCAGGAGGAGUACCUGCGGGAGCUGCUCACUACGAUGGGGGACCGGUUUUCGGAUGACGAAGUGGACGAGCUCUUCCGAGAGGCGCCCAUCGACAAGAAGGGCAACUUCAACUAUGUAGCAUUCACGCGCAUACUAAAGCACGGCGCAAAGGACAAAGAUGAUUAGUGGCAGAAGCGACUCUAAAUCAUUGUGGGUUUCCACUCAAGUUAGAACAGCUAUGUCCUGUCAUUGGGCUCAUGGCAGGCUUCACUGUGGUAUAGCUCACUGAAGUCCAUUUGUUUAAGCUGCUUGUGGGACCAUACUGUACCACUGGGACCCCCCCCCCCCCCCCAAAACAACUCCUCAACCCCUUCUCUCAAAGCUCAUUUGCACAUCUGUAUAAACACUAGGGUCUGUAUAAGCUAGUUAAGAUGUAUGAAAAGACCCACGUGGAUAAAGCUGGAAAUAAAAGGAAACAAGGAGGUUGUUGUCGUGACUGUUUGGUUUUUACUGAAUCAUUUGUUGGAAAUGAAGAGUUUCAUGAUUAAAGUGUGGUGUAAGCUGAAUAAUCAAUACUCUAUUCAUGUUUUCAGUGGCUUUAUUUUAAAACAAAGGAAAAUAGAUGUGAUGGUUGAAAGCAAAGACCAUUCCACAGUUCACACUAACGUCAAAGAUGCGUGGUACACUGGAUCAGUCCCUAGAUUAAAACAAAAGGUGCUGGCUUG
Molecule: messenger RNA, 1177 nt
Organism: Anarrhichthys ocellatus (wolf-eel)
Lineage: Eukaryota; Metazoa; Chordata; Actinopteri; Perciformes; Anarhichadidae
Gene: myl12.2
Product: myosin, light chain 12, genome duplicate 2
Exons: 4
Coding region: 120-638 (172 amino acids)
Molecular function (GO): calcium ion binding
Source: RefSeq, a predicted model, not a curated record